Anopheles coustani is the source of this 6969-nucleotide messenger RNA. RefSeq lists its product as uncharacterized. Gene Ontology annotation, biological process: actin cytoskeleton organization; protein phosphorylation. The coding region runs from base 151 to 3777 and encodes 1208 amino acids. Gene Ontology annotation, cellular component: cytoplasm; nucleus. The record is from RefSeq and is a predicted model, not a curated record. Gene Ontology annotation, molecular function: protein serine/threonine kinase activity; ATP binding. The transcript has 7 exons. Lineage: Eukaryota; Metazoa; Arthropoda; Insecta; Diptera; Culicidae.
AACUGGGUGCGAGCGGCGAGCGAUGUGCGUUGCCGUCGUCGACCUGCCCGGCCCGAGCAAGCGAAACAACAGCGAACGCCUUCUGCGAACGUCAUCGUCGACGGCGAAGACGCCUUUCCCCGGCAAGGUGAUUUUGGUGAGCUGAUAAAGAUGAACGUUGGACAACACACCGGGCCCGGGCCGCCAUUGACGCGCAAUGGCUGCUCGGACCGCUCCGUCACCGGGCCGUCCUGCCGCGCCCUCCGGACGGCCGUGUCCGCCCUGUACUGUCUGGACGAUUUCCACCGCGAGCACAUCGGGUCGGGCUUCUUCUCCGAGGUGUACAAGGUGACACAUCGGACGACCGGUGACGUAAUGGUGCUGAAGAUGAAUCAACGGCGCGCCAACCGGCCCAACAUGCUCCGCGAGGUUCAGCUGUUGAACAAACUAUCGCAUCCAAACAUCCUGAGGUUUAUGGGUGUCUGCGUUCAGGAAGGACAACUGCACGCCCUCACGGAGUACAUCGAGGACGGUUCGCUGGAGCAGCUGAUCGCGAGCAACACCGAGUACCUUCCGGCCCUUUGGAAGAUAAGGAUCGCGCUCGGGAUUGCCCGAGGAAUGCAGUACGUGCACGACGUCGGUAUCUUUCAUCGCGAUCUUACCAGCAAAAACGUGCUGGUGAAGCGACUUCCUGACGGUAUGUUCGAUGCGGUGGUCGGUGACUUUGGGUUGGCCGCCAACAUCCCUCGGAAAUGUGGUAAACCCCGCCUUGACACAGUUGGCUCCCCGUACUGGAUGAGCCCGGAGUGUCUGAAGGGACAGUGGUACGAUCAAACCAGUGAUGUAUUCUCCUACGGAAUUAUCUUAUGUGAAUUGAUAGCACGGAUCGAGGCAGAUCCCGACAUUAUGCCUAGAACUGAUACGUUUGGUUUGGACUACAUUGCGUUUGCCGAUGUGUGUCCGAACGAUACGCCACCGGCGUUUUUAAGACUGGCCUUCUAUUGUUGUACUUAUGAUCCAAAGAGUCGACCGACGUUCACGGAAUGUGUCAAAAAGUGCACACUACUGUCCGAUGUGUGUGAGGAUAGUUACAAUCAUCUGCAGCAACAGCAGCAGCAUCUGUACAGGCUGAGUGUGGCCAACGGAACCCCAAAUGCGCUGGCGAACGGAAGCACCUCAACGAACGGUCUGAACGGUGUUACGACGCCCAGUACCAUCAUCACCUCCGCGAGCAGCAGCUCCGAACCCGUCCCGGCGGUGACCGAAAGUAGUUCCCCGAGCAACAGCAGCACAACAACGACCCCGUCCGGCAGUGGAGAGUACUCUCAGAAUCCUCUGCACCACCGACGGUCGCUGUCGGAGAACGUGAUCGUGUUUCCGCCGCACACAACGCCCAGCGAUAAGGCGCGCUAUCACAUGUACCAGCGGGGCAACUCAGUCGUACGGCCGGCCGAACCGGCCAUCCCUGAGUCGCCCACCUACUCUAACCAAACGCUGCGCAAGGUGGCGGAAACGAUGCUGCUGAAGGAUCCCCAGUACAAACCGCGCGCGAACACGGAUCAGGGUGGCAUACCGAAGGCAAACCCAUUCAGUGCCCUAUCGCAGCUGAAGGGCGUGAAGAAGAUACUUGGUCCCAACCCGGCCGUCACGACGUACAGUUCUGGCGAUCUGUUCAGCUCGUGCUUCGAAAUAUCGGCCCCCUACUUCCGGGCGUGGAACUCGGUGCAGAAUCAGAUCGUGCAGAAUGCCCGCGACGGGCGGAGCUGUACCGGGAUGGGUGGUUCGGGUAGUUCCGGCUCGGGCAGUGGCGCUGGUGAGGGUCAGCCGAAAAGUUUACCCAACUCUCCCACUUCGCCACGGAAAGAGUACGGUGAGGAGGACGACGACGAGCAGGCGGGAACCCAUGCGAUCGGUGGCCGACUGGCGAACGAGUACCGGAAGGUGUCGCUUGGCAACGUGCGAAAGUAUCGGGCCAGCUUCACCGAACUCUCUAGUCAUCCACUGUACAAGAGUGGUCAAAUUGAGACUGAAGUAUCGAGUACCGGCGCGACGCGGGGCACUAAUCCCACGUCAACAGCGUCUAACACCAUCACCUCAACGACAACCGUCAAUUCUGCGCCCGCUAAGAAACUGCUGAACGGAGCCGGACCGCCUAAACCCCCCAUACCAUCCAUCGUCUCGACGGAACCGGUGGAGGAGGAGUUGGAAAUGACUGAACCCUUACUACCAACGGCGGGAAGCACCAAACGGCCGAAAACUAUCAGCAGCAGUAGCAGUGGCAACAAUCUGGUCCAUCUUAGUAACAACAACAAUAACAACGGGGACAGUGGCACCGAGGAGGGUCAAGAUGGGGCGAGCUGUGAUGGUGAACCGAUCCGACCUGAUGACGAAGUGUUGCUUAAAUCCUCCUCCCGGACAACGAUGGUAAGCGAUGCGAACGCAAAAGAUGCUUGUCCCGAUGGAGGAGAAGGUGUUCUGGAAACACCACGCAUUCUCACUCGGCGGGGGUCAACGGAGAGUGGAUUUUUCUCCUGUCUCAAUGAAGACUUUGGCACGUACAAGAGUUCCCCUUGCUGCUGCUUGGAGAGGAUAGCGCACUGCGAUUCCACUGAUCGGUUGCCAAUGUGUCGGUGUAUGUUUGGAGUAGGAGCAACCGGGUCUAAUGGUUCUGGAGCGGGCGAUGGCAUUACACUCUGUCCGGGUGGUGGUUUAAUGUCCAACCAAACGUUAAACGAUAGCUCGAGCAUAUUGUUCUUCGACGAUAGCUCAACGACGGUCAGCUCGUUACGGAGCAUGGAUGAUCUGGAGCUGUCGGAUUCGAUACGGAAGCGAUUCAGCCAUCAUAACCAUCACCUGCACCAUCUCCACCAUGUGCACCAGGUGCACAGUAGGCACAACUUGCUCAGCAACGUGGACAUCGAUGCACGUUCGAUCGAUAUGGGUUUGAUAAAUCGGCUUGCUCUGGAUUCGGAAAUCAGCAGCAUGAUCCAGAAGAACCAGUUCGCGAACCAACUGCUCUACUGCAAGAACCGCUCGUCGUCGAUCUUCACCGACAGCUCGGACGACAUCAGCAGUCUGGCCGGGUCGGACUCGCUACUGUGGGACGACCGAUCGUACACGGCCCUUCCGACCACACGCUCGGCGCAGAUUGCCAAAAUCGUCGAGUACUUCGAGCGCAAGGGUCAAACGUUCAAACCAUUCACUGUACCUGAUUCCCUGCAGCUGGGUUCCUCUACCAACGCCGGUGGGCACUGUGGGGCCGCCAGCGCGGUACACUUACCACACCAUCACCAUCACCACCAUGGGCGACUAGGGCCGGGCACAACAACGGGUGGGGGCUGCAUGGGCACCUGUCACAAUGCCACGACGACAACGUCACCAGCGAACACAGCGACACCAAAUGGAACGGCAAUCGGCAACGGGGCGCGCCGACACUCCAGCACCAAUGCGGCGGCGGCGGCCAGUGCGGCCAAGAUGUCGCAGACUGAACUGAAGCAACGCUUCGAGUACGAGGCGUUCUGCUACGAGCUGGAACGUAAGCAACAAUCGGUGGCUGGCAAUGGUACGCAUCGCCUGAACAUCUGUGAAGGAAACGUACGCUCGAAGCUGCAGUUGUUCGACAAGCUAAAGCAGCAGAGCAACAUCAUCGCGGCCGCCACCAACGGCGGAUGCACGGUUGCAACGAACGGAACCACCGCGCUCAACAACGGUGGCACCGUCGGUGGCAAUUGUGCAACCAGCAGUGCAUCAUCCAACGGCAGCUCCAACGUAAACGGGUUAACCAUAAUAAAUAAAUGAAUAAAUAGAUAAGUAGAAUCUGGUGGAAUAAGAGCGGACACAACUGUCGAUCGCUCUGGAAGAAGGUACUUUGACAAAAGUCCUUCACACGAUCGACGAAAAAAAACACACACACACACAAAACGGGCAAUUGCAAAACAAACUGAAUCGUACAGUGGAAAGAUUACUUAUCUACCUUUAUAUUUGUUAAAAGUGGUUGUAAGCAACAGAGCUCGUGUGUAAUGGUUCUGCGACUAACGUAGAGUCCCAAAACAAUGCGCCAAACAAUUUUGCAGAACCUACAAGAAUGUGUCAAAUCAUUGGAAUGCGCUGUAGAUCAAAGUGAGAUUAGAAAAAAAAAACACAUGCACAUAAACAUGUCCCAGUUUUAAUGCCGACAGCAAUAUCCUGUUCGUCUCUGGCGGUAAACCGUUAAAAUAGUUUGUCCGUGUAGAAAAGGAGUACGCUAACGGUACUGAAUUGUAUAGCAUGUUAAAGAGGAAACAAUAAUGUCACUGUAGCCAGAAAUAGUGUACUUUAAUCUUGCCAAGCUCCUAGCAACACGUCUACUUCGAUCGUCGUGUAGUGAAGCAGCAGAGUAGUUUUAUACAUAAACGAGGAAAAGCAGACAGUCCAUCUCAACAAACGAUGUAAAGUUGUGGUUCUAUAUUUUAACCCGCAAGAAACGCCCUUCUCCUGGGACGGACUAAUCGUUUGCACGAAGGCCUUAUAGUUUAAACUGGUUCAUACGUAGAAAAAAAAAAUCAUUAGGAUUGAUACAAAGUAGCUCAAUGAAUCAACACACAGAUUCCUCCAUCCGGUCGGAAGUUUGCAUCCGAAGAAAGCAAUUAAUAGAAGGACGUAAGUUACAGGUUCUUGUCUCCAACACAUCAAUCCGAUUUCGUGUAAAGCUACUAUCAUUGUACAACAGUAAACGGAACAGCGAAACAAAAAAAGAAGGAAAAUAGAGAGAGAGAGAAAACGAACGUGUACAGGUGCAGGCAUAUGCAAAUGAAUCAAUUCGUAAACUUUUUGACGUCCAUUUUUAAAGUAAUUAAUCAUAGUGUUGCAUUCAACGGAGGAAGUAGUUUGAAAGUAGAGGGAAUCAUCUAAGUUACACUUUCUUUAGAGUCAUUGUAGCGGCUAGAGGAAUAGAAAAAAACUACUGAUAUUUGUAGACAUUUUUGUUAUGAACUAAAACAAGGCGAAAGUGUCAAAGGAAGCAAACAGCAGCUGUGCAGAAGAAUUAAUGCCAAAAAAUCUGAGAUCUACACAGACAUACACACAGAAACACACACACACAUACAUAUUCUUAGAAACAACAAAAUCCCGUCUGUUCCACCUUUUCUUCCUAAACUAUUGUUACUAACACCGUAAUUGUGACUAUCGUGUAUCGAUUAUCAUCUGUAUUGUCCGUCAUGCACCUAGGUCUUCCGUACGCGCGGCUUGGAAUCGGCUUCGUAUUCCACAACAAUGUUAAGUUAGAAAGUUCCGAGCCCCACAAUCAAUCUGUGGAUCUUCCUAUCGGUAAUCAUAUCUUCAAGCAAGAGAAACAAAACCCUUAUUAGUCUAUGUUCUACCUCCGGUUUACCUGCAGCUAUAGCUAUUGUUCUGCGACGGUAGCAUACCUUUCGUGACUAAUCAACACAACCGUUAGAGUAUAUUUCCCUUUAACUUUAAUCAGUUUUUCUCAUUUUAUUAGUAGCAAAAAGAUGGGCAUGUUUGCAAUAUACUGAUUUAGCGAAACCUUGUUUAUAAGACUAGCGUGUAGAGAUUAGUUCGUUUUGUGUCCUAAGUUACUGUCAUUAGUAUCCAUCUAUGUACCGUAAUCAAAAUAUUGUAGGGUAAGGGCGAAGAGGCGCGAUACUUCCCUGCUGGGUGGGAAGUGAUGUGAUGGGGUGGCGCGAUCACUCUCGCGCACCAGUUCUGAGAUUAUUUAUUUCUUUCCCCUUGUCUUUUCACUAGUUUACCUUAAUGCCACUCUGUAUGUAGGUGAUAGAAGUUCAUCGUUACUUUUUGUAAGUGCAACACCACCUAUUUUUAGAGCAGAUCAGCACACGCACCAGCAAUCACGUUUUGCACGAAUGAUACGCUACGUAUACCGCGCUAGAGGAGAGGUUAGUUUCCUUACCUCGGCAGUUGGUAGUUGUUCGUUUGUACAUAGGCAGUUUCGUUCAGAUGGAGCACGGUGGGUCUUCUCCCAGACCCAUCCCGUGUCGUAUCCCAAAUGAUCGUACUAAUUUUUAAAACCCUCCCCCCUCAAUCAUCACCGGAAACAGCCAAGUAUUAGCGAAAUAUAUAAAUAUAUAUAUUUAUCAUCGUAAACUAUCUUUUUCUUUUCCAAUCUAUAUCUCUUAUAAAGUUAGAGGCAGGCGAGUUACGUUUGCGAGCAUCAUUUCUCGUUUGAUAUACACUACUAUAAAAAGGGAAAAAGCCAACAUUUUUAAACACCAGAUAAAGGCACCUAGUGCACGGCCACGUUCGGAGGCAAACCUUAUUCCGAAUCAAUCACCUCGAUGCGUUUGAAAAUUCGAUCCAUCCAAACAAACAAGCAAACAUAUUAAAAGGCGGUAUUGUAACGCAACCGUAGUACAACACGCGUUCGUUUAUAUAUUGAACAAUUGUUUAUAUUUGUCGUUCUUAGGACUUCUUGCAGGCAGGUUUAACGAUACUGGAUGUACAUUUAUGUCUUAUCCUACCAAAUCCCGUAAUGGGGUUUUUUGUUUUCCGUACACAUACAGGGCAUAUGAGGGAGCGUUUGUGUUUCCGACAGAAAGGUACGCAAGAUACAAAUGCGUGCAAAUAAAAAGAAACGUUGUAACCGUACAAGAAUGGCCCACUGAGGUCUCUUGAUACAUUUCUUGUAUAUAGUUAUAUACAAAUAUAAAAUAAAUAUAUAUUUGAUCACUCUUAUUAUUGUACCAUUGGAACGUAAAAAGGAAACAAAUUAGGUCAAAUCUGUUCUACUCGUCAAAACUGUAUUCAAUCGGAUUCGAGAAAAAAACGGAAAGCACACGAUGACACAGGAUAAAAAACAAUUUCAUUAAGGGCAGAGAACCCUAGCGGUUAGAAAAUGUUUAUAAUUUCGAAAUUACUUGUAUGAAAGUCGAUCAAAAUGUUUGAUGCAUUCGAAGAGAAGAAAAGAGACAAAAACGUUGCAACUGUGUCAAAUUGAAAACGGAAACAAAAUGUUAAUAAAUAGUAGUGUAAAAG